Brachypodium distachyon (stiff brome) is the source of this 3139-nucleotide messenger RNA. Its product is annotated as linoleate 9S-lipoxygenase 1. Gene Ontology annotation, molecular function: protein binding; metal ion binding; oxidoreductase activity, acting on single donors with incorporation of molecular oxygen, incorporation of two atoms of oxygen. Gene Ontology annotation, biological process: lipid oxidation. The transcript is spliced from 8 exons. Lineage: Eukaryota; Viridiplantae; Streptophyta; Magnoliopsida; Poales; Poaceae. The record is from RefSeq and is a predicted model, not a curated record. Bases 251 to 2833 code for a protein of 860 amino acids.
GCCGAUGUGCAUGAUAGGCUCCAAAGACUAUACGCGGGCUAGUGUGAUCGCCCAACGCCAGUCGCAAGGGGAGCUACUCGAUUCGCCAGGCUAUAUAAUGCCCGGGUUCGCGCUGCGAAAUUCUCACACAGACACGCCGAUCGAGCAGUACUACACACACACACACACACACAGUGAACACAAGCACGCUUAAUCGAGGUGCGCUAGCUAGUAGCUACUGAUCCAUACCUACCGACCGAGGCGACCGAAGAUGAUAAUCGGAGGGAUCAUCAAGAAAAUCAAGGAGAGCAAGAAUGCGCAGCUCAAGGGGACGGUGGUGCUGAUGCGCAAGAACGUGCUGGACCUCAACGACUUCGGCGCCUCCCUCCUCGACGGCAUCGGCGAGUUCCUCGGCAAGGGCAUCACCUGCCAGCUCAUCAGCUCCACCCUCGUCGACACCAACAAUGGGAACCGUGGGAAGGUGGGCGCGGAGGCGGAGCUGGAGCAGUGGAUAACGAGCCUGCCGUCGGUGACGACGGGGGAGUCCAAGUUCGGGGUGACGUUCCAGUGGGAGGUGGAGAAGCUGGGCGUCCCCGGCGCCAUCAUCGUCAAGAACUACCACAGCAACGAGUUCUUCCUCAAGACCAUCACCCUCGACAACGUCCCCGGCCGCGGCAAGCUCACCUUCGUCGCCAACUCCUGGAUCUACCCCGCCACCAAGUACCGCUACAACCGCGUCUUCUUCGCAAACGACACGUACCUCCCGAGCCAGAUGCCGCCGGCGCUGAGGCCGUACCGCGACGACGAGCUCCGGAACCUGAGGGGCGAUGACCAGGAGGGCCCCUACGAGGAGCACGACCGCGUCUACCGCUACGACGUCUACAACGACCUCGGGAAGGACCGCCCGGUCCUCGGCGGCAACGCCGACUACCCUUACCCACGCCGCGGCCGCACCGGCCGCAAGCCCAGCAGGAAACAGCCGCAGCUGGAGAGCAGGCUGAAGUCGAUCCUGCAGCAGAUCUACGUGCCCCGGGACGAGAAGUUCGGCCACCUCAAGAUGUCCGACUUCAUAGGGUACUCGAUCAGGGCCAUCACGCAGGGGAUCCUGCCGGCCGUGCGCACGCUGGUUGACUGCACCCCGGGCGAGUUCGACUCGUUCCAGGACAUCAUCAACCACUACGAGGGCGGCAUCAAGCUGCCCAACAUCCCGGCCCUGGAGGAGCUGCGCAAGCGCUUCCCGCUUCAGCUCAUCAAGAACCUUCUCCCCGUCGGCGGCGACUUCCUCCUCAAGCUCCCCAUCCCGCAGAUCAUCAAGCAGGACAAGCACGCCUGGAGGACCGACGAGGAGUUCGCCAGGGAGGUCCUCGCCGGCAUCAAUCCCGUCAUGAUCACGCGUCUCACGGAGUUCCCCCCGAAAAGCACUCUUGAUCCUGCCAAGUACGGCGACCAUACCAGCACCAUCACGGCGGCGCACGUCGAGAAGAACCUCGAGGGCCUCACCGUGCAGCAGGCCCUUGAAAGCAACAGGAUGUACAUCCUGGAUCACCACGACCGGUUCAUGCCGUUCCUGAUCGACGUCAACAACCUGGAAGGCAACUUCAUCUACGCCACCAGGACACUCUUCUUCCUGAAAGGUGACGGCAGGCUCACGCCGCUCGCCAUCGAGCUGAGCGAGCCCAUCAUCCAGGACGGCCUGAAAACCGCCAAGAGCAAGGUCUACACACCGGCGUCGGCCGGCGUCGAGGCCUGGAUCUGGGAGCUCGCCAAGGCCUACGUCUCCGUCAACGACUCCGGGUGGCACCAGCUCGUCAGCCACUGGCUGAACACCCACGCGGUGAUGGAGCCGUUCGUGAUCGCGACGAACCGGAACCUCAGCGUGACGCACCCGGUGCACAAGCUGCUGAGCCCGCACUACCGCGACACCAUGACCAUCAACGCGCUGGCGAGGCAGACCCUCAUCAACGCCGGCGGGAUCUUCGAGAUGACCGUCUUCCCUGGCAAAUUCGCCCUGGGGAUGUCGGCCGUCGUGUACAAGGACUGGAACUUCACCGAACAGGCCCUCCCCGCCGAUCUCCUCAAGAGGGGCGUGGCCGUGGAGGACCUGUCGAGCCCGUACAAGGUGCGGCUGCUGAUCAAGGACUACCCGUACGCGGCGGACGGGCUGGCCAUCUGGCACGCGAUCGAGCAGUACGUGAACGAGUACCUGGCCAUCUACUACCCCAACGACGGCGUGCUCCAGGGCGACGUCGAGCUACAGUCAUGGUGGAAGGAGGCGCGCGAGGUCGGGCACGGUGACCUCAAGGACGCGUCCUGGUGGCCCAAGAUGCAGACACUUCCCGAGCUAGCCAGGUCCUGCACCACCAUCAUCUGGAUCGCCUCGGCGCUGCACGCGGCCGUCAACUUCGGGCAGUACCCCUACGCCGGGUACCUCCCGAACCGGCCCACGGUGAGCCGGCGCCGCAUGCCGGAGCCCGGCACCAAGGAGUACGCGGAGCUGGAGCGCGACCCGGAGCUGGCUUUCAUCCACACCAUCACCAACCAGAUCCAGACCAUCAUCGGCAUCUCGCUGCUGGAGGUGCUCUCCAAGCACUCCUCCGACGAGAUCUACCUGGGCCAGCGGGACACGCCCGAGUGGACGUCGGACGCCAAGGCCCUGGCCGUGUUCCAGCGGUUCAGCGACCGGCUGGUGGAGAUCGAGGGCAAGGUGGUGGGCAUGAACAAUGAUCCCAGCCUCAAGAACCGCAAUGGCCCUGCCAAGUUCCCCUACAUGCUGCUCUACCCCAAUACCUCCGACCGCAACGGCGCCGCCGCCGGCAUCACCGCCAAGGGAAUCCCCAACAGCAUCUCCAUCUGAUAUUAAUUCUGGAUCCUAUCUGAGCAACGAGCAGUCGCCGGCCGCUUCAUUAUUUGUUUCCAUCGUUCAUUCUUUCGUCGUAAUAAGCCAGCGCCAACCAUGGCACGGCGGCGUUCGGCAUUCGCUAGUGCUACGUCCAUUGUACUCCUGCUUACUGCUAGUGCGAAAAUAAACAUUUGUACGAACCGUUGGGUAACGGAGAGACCGACCGGUGCUGUGAGAUCAGCUUGUACGCGUCAACGCAUUGAUCCUUGUGUUUGUUUCCCCUUGGCCAUUGCCUAUAAGUAAAGCAGAUUUGUUUCCUCA